This is a messenger RNA of Harmonia axyridis, 2635 nucleotides long. Its product is annotated as monocarboxylate transporter 2. Gene Ontology annotation, biological process: transmembrane transport. The transcript is spliced from 9 exons. Gene Ontology annotation, molecular function: monocarboxylic acid transmembrane transporter activity. The record is from RefSeq and is a predicted model, not a curated record. NCBI's taxonomy places the organism in Eukaryota, Metazoa, Arthropoda, Insecta, Coleoptera, Coccinellidae. Bases 354 to 2357 code for a protein of 667 amino acids.
CUGCUGCUGCAGCAUCAGGUCCGGUCGGAGCGGUUCUUUCUUCAGUUGUUCGCACGCUGCCGAACGUCCAAGAGGUCCGCAGAGGCCUUAUAUUGCGCGCGCGCGUUUUUAAAACUCACGUGGUUCUGUUUUCCCGGCGUUUUUCGCAGUUUUCUUAGGUUGGCACGUGGCUGGCAGGAUGUUGGGUCGUUGUUUCUGAUCUGCCAAAAUGUAUCCUCACAUCACCUGAACUAAUUGGCUGUCCAAAAAAAAACCUAUCUCGUCAUGGUGGCCACCAAAAUGUAGAGUCAUGUUAUAUCACUCUCCUGGAUAUCAUACCGACAACAUCAGGGUCAUAGACAAGGCUAGUGGGGAUGCCUAUCACAGACGAAGAUCUGUCAAUCAGUGAUGCUGACAGACCUAGAAGGAGUAACCUAUCGAGAAGUCGUUCUUUGCCGCAGCUGUCUCACCAUGAUUCUGGCUUGGGAAGCUAUUAUGGGGGUUCAGGAGUGGACGAACCCCCCGUCAGUCGAGCCGCCCGGCUAGUGGCCGAUCUCAGACAACUCCUGACUCUCAAACAGCACUACUACCCCGAAGGGGGUUGGGGUUGGAUUGUCCUGAUCAUCGCAGUGAUCGUGCACAUGCUGAAUCAAGGGCUCAUCACGUCUAUAGGGAUAUUUUACCUUGAGGUGCGGAAGAAGUUCGGUCCAACGGCUGCUGCAGGAUGGGUGGGAGCAAUGUCAACAGGAGUGGCACUACUGAUAUCACCUGUCACUAUAGCGUUUUGCAGGAGGAAAUCAACAAGAGUGACAGCUGUUAUGGGAGGGCUCAUAACUGCCUUAGGUUGCCUAUUUACGUCUUUUGCAACUCAGUUUCACCAACUGUUUUUCAGUUACGGAGCCUUUGUGGGGAUCGGAGUCGGCAUAACGAGGGACUGUUCCACGCUGAUGGUAGCUCAAUAUUUCAAGAGAAAACGAGAGUUUGUCGAGAUUUUUAUCGUGUCAGGCAGCGGACUCGGAAUUGCGACCAUGUCGACGAUGAUUAAGAGUGCUGUUGGAGCUCUUGGCUGGCGUCUGGGUCUCCAACUGGUAACUGGUGCCAUAUCAACAACCUUCAUCCUCGGCACCUGCUACAGAUCAGCAUCUCUGUACCAUCCUCAACGACGUGCCAUACUACACAUUAAGAACCAAAAACGUAAAAUAAAAGACAAAAACAAGAUAGAAGAUAAGAUCCCAUUUUUCGACUUCAGCACUUUGAAGAGCAAAACAGUUAGGAUCCUUUUGAUUUCAACUGGGAUCAGUGCGUUUGGUAUCAAUACUCCUCUCUUCUAUCUUGCCUACACUGCUGAGAUUGAAGGACUUGGAGAUUACACCAUGUUUCUACAAGUUUAUCUGGGCUUGGCAUGGGCUCUUGGAUGUGGUAUCUUCAGCCUAUUGGUGCUCAACAACAAUACAGAGUGUAGAAUAGCGAGACAGUACCUUUGUCAGACUGCAGUAUUCAUGUGUGGACUGUCGAUUCUAGCUUUUACUGUGGUCAGUGGGAAUUACAGCGCUUACGUGAUGUUUGCUUGGAUUUAUGGAAUAUUCUGUGGGGGAUACCACUACUCUCUGAAGAUGUACACUUACGAGAGAGUGAGAGCAAGGAACUUUGCUAGGACUUGGGGUUUCGUACAGUGUUCACAAGCCAUUCCUAUAGUCAUAGGUGUCCCGUUUUCAGGUUACAUGAACGAAAACUGCGGUGACAGAUCCGGCUACUACUUCAGCUCCACCUGUGUCAUAGUAGGCAGCCUCACCCUCUUCAUGAUAGACGUGCACCGCAGAAACAUCUCCAGGCACAAGCACACAAGAGAGAACGGCACCAAACACCUCUGCGUAUCCGAUACCUGUCCUCAAAGAAGAAAACUCUCCUUCUCCCAAGAGCCCGACAACAAAGACAACGCUCUAGCUGCCACCAACGCAACCCAUCUGGUCUUGGGAGCGGAGAUCCCGGCAAGCCAAACCGGCCUCAUAGACCCCAUGCUCAUCUCCACCGAAAAACCAGAGCUGACCUGCAUCUCUGAGGAAGGCAUAGCAGACAUGGACUUCCCCGACAAUCUGCUAGACGACCUGGACUACAUAGGGGACUGCAUCACUUCUUGUAACAAAGUAGAGAAUUAUUUAAUGUUGAGCGAGUUCGAGAACAAUCUGAUCGCGGAAAUGCCUGUGAUAUUAGACCGGAAGGGCAGGAGGUGGUCUUUGGCUAGGUCCAAGCAGCCUCAGGCCCAGAACGAAGAGAACGGUGUCGGUGACGAAGAGAACGGUAACGCCAAGUGUAAUAACGCUAAAUGGAAGCUGUUUCCUAACAGAGUUAUUACGGUGAUAGAUGAAUCGUCCGUUUAGAUGUUAGGUUAUUUAUUGAAGGAGUGGAUAGCAGGUUUUCGUUUGAACGUUCGAUUAGAUCGUGGAGGGUGGAUUUAUAGGAUCAAACAUACAUUAUUUAGAGCUCCGAGAUACUUUUGAAAAGAUUCAGAAAGUGACAUAUCUUGUAACUAAACACUUCUCAAAAGUAUCUAGUUAUAGAAGAUUUCUGAAGGAAGUUACUUUGGGUAUCUAGUUAGUCUUUAGGCACUUGAACAUCUAUCUUCAGUUACUUUUUCAUGCUAUUCGUUCAGUUUCUU